Anopheles coluzzii is the source of this 1900-nucleotide messenger RNA. It is a transcript of the gene sand, whose product is annotated as potassium channel subfamily K member 18. Bases 539 to 1675 code for a protein of 378 amino acids. The transcript has 10 exons. The record is from RefSeq and is a predicted model, not a curated record. Gene Ontology annotation, cellular component: membrane. Lineage: Eukaryota; Metazoa; Arthropoda; Insecta; Diptera; Culicidae. Gene Ontology annotation, molecular function: potassium ion leak channel activity. Gene Ontology annotation, biological process: stabilization of membrane potential; potassium ion transmembrane transport.
AUAUAUUUGAGGAAAGGUAUAUCUGUAGAAUAAAUCCUACAUCUUCUCGUGUGUGGUGGUAAUGCAUUUCAUCUUGCUUGUUACUGCUUUGGAGAGCGUACAGCAAGCUCAGAUUUGCUCUUAAAAUUCAGUCGGAACGGAAAAUUCACACUGUAAAGAUCACGUUUUGUGCAUUAAGUAACACAUCACGAUGAGCGUAAAAUGUAUAUUCGUAUUCUUAGUUUUCAGUUAGUAUCUACGUGAGCAACUUCGAGACAUCUUACGUUGUUACGUAUGCAACGAUUCUCGGAGUUGUAAAUAAGAAUGUUAUAAACAGUGAUGAAUCUACGAUAAUCUCAUAGCCACUAUUGAAUACAAUUAAGUGAUGGUUCUAACUAGUCUUACCUUGGUGAUAAAAGGCAGGCAGUAUCAAUAUUCCAGCAAUCUUAGCUGGUGCCACAAUAUCUGGUUGAUCUUGAUCCAGGUAUUAUACUUGGCAACACCGUGGUAGCAUUUGAUUCAAAACAACACUGCACAAAAAUAAGGAAAACCUCCUUCAAUGGAACGAAAACGUUCAAUAAGACGCCGCCAAAAGCCACCAUUUGCGGAGCGGGCUAAAGAUCAUUGCCGCAAUUUUACGGCAUUCAUGUUUAGCAAUGUAGGAAUUAUAUUCCUCGUUGUAUUAUACAUGAUAGCAGGUGCGUUCAUGUUCAUCGCGAUAGAAGGCAACGAAGCACUGGAGAGGUUUGCUCAAAUACCGUUUAAAAGGAACGAAACUGCUAUGAAAUUGUGGCAAAUAUCCUGCUGUGAAGUGAAUGUGUUCAACAAAAGUGUCUUCGAGGAAAAAGUAGGAAAUGAAAUACGAGCCUAUCAAGAAAAAAUAGUGCUCUGGGCUCGUCGUGGCUGGCAAGGCAGCGACAUCACCUUGGAGAGCGAAACUCCCUGGAGUUUUUCUGGAGCAUUUCUUUACUCAUUAACAGUUAUUACUACAAUAGGAUAUGGCAAUAUAGUCCCUCGCACCGAAUGGGGGAAAAUAGCGACAAUAUUUUAUACAAUAAUCGGUAUGCCGUUAUUUUUGCUCUACCUUUCCAACAUUGGUGAUAUUUUGGCUAAAUCUUUUAAGUGGAUAUAUGCAAAGUUUUGCCUAUGUCGAGUAUGUCCAGGAGUUGCUAGAAGGAGAGCAAUGCGAGCAAGACGAAGAGCACGUACGGAAGAGCGAGACUACUCGUCGGAAAUUGGUGACAAUGGAUUUGACACUAAUACCAUCACCACUUCUAACGUAGACGAAGAAAUUGAGGAGGAAAUCACUGCCGAGACGAAUACCGUCACCGUUCCAAUAACUAUCUGUAUUAUGAUAAUGAUAGGAUAUAUAUUUUUCGGAGCUCGCCUUUUUGCUGACUGGGAAAACUGGGACAUUCUCGACGGAAGUUAUUUUUGUUUCAUCUCUUUGAGCAGUAUAGGAUUCGGCGAUAUCGUUCCCGGUGCAUCGCUACAAACCAAAGGAGAUACCAAAAUGGAAAUAAGUUUCAUUCUUUGUGCGGUCUAUCUAUUGCUCGGAAUGGCUCUGAUUGCGAUGUGUUUUAAUCUGAUGCAGGAACAAGUCAUCUAUAAAAUAAGGUCACUUAAAAAGUGUGUUAGAGGAUGUUUUCGUUGUGCGAAAGCAGUACCGGUACCAAUGGAAGAGCCUGAAAGCUAGAAACAUGAGAUCGAUUCUCAUCAACUCUCGAUGCAUUAAAUAUUAUUCAAGCUAUCAAAGACAUAAUGUACGUUGGUAUAAUAAUGCUAAAAGAAGACACAGUUGAAAAACCUGCCCCAUGUGUAAUGUUAUGAAAAUGAAGUUACGAAUAAUUUAUACAUUCCGAUUCCUGCGAAAAAACUAAAUAAAUGUGUAGCCGUAUAUGUACCAUUGUGACAAAUUUUA